AUGACCAGCCAGCAGAGCGUACCCAACAUUGCCGCCGCGGCGGUGCUCCAGGCGUCCGAGGAGAUGCCUGCGGGCUCGGCCGAGGUCCGCGGCUACGACUUUGACGCUGGCGUCGACCUCGCCGCGCUCCUCGAGUCGUAUGCGACCAACUUUGGGCUCGCCGUCGAGGAGGUCCGGAGGAUGCUGGCGUGGCGCCUAAGUGACGAGGAGGCGCCUCCGCCGCCCGAGGGGAUCGUCGCCGGCUCGGAGGAGGACUCGGAGAUCCGCGACCCGGCCGAGCGGGCCAAGGUGCGGACCACCAUCUUCCUCGGCUGCACCUCCAACCUCAUCUCUGCGGGCACGCGAGAGUCGAUCCGGUACUUGCUGCAACACAAGCUAGUCUCGUGCCUGGUGACGACGGCAGGCGGCGUGGAGGAGGACCUGAUGAAGUGCCUCGCGCCGCACUACCUGGGCUCGCAGCGCGGCGUGGAGGGCUUCGCGCUCAAGGGCGCCGAGCUGCGGCAGAAGGGAAUCAACCGAAUCGGAAACUUGCUGGUGCCCAACCGCAACUACUGCUUGUUUGAGGAUUGGCUCACACCUCUGCUCGACACGCUGAUGGACGAGCAGGAGGCGAGCGGCGGCGCCACCUCGCCGAGCCGCAUGAUCUGGCGAAUGGGCGAGAAGAUCGACGACGCGUCCUCCAUCUGCUACUGGGCGAACCGCAACCGCAUCCCGAUCUUUUGCCCGGCGAUCACCGACGGCUCGAUCGGCGACAUGCUCUUCUUCCACUCGUACAAGCGGCCGGGCCUCGUCGUCGACCUCGUGCAAGACAUCCGCGCGAUCAACUCGAUGGCGCUGUGGAUGCUCAUCUGCGGCGGCGGCCUUGUCAAGCACCACAUCUGUAACGCCAACCUGAUGCGCAACGGCGCUGACUACGCCGUCUUCGUCAACACAGGGCAGGAGUUCGACGGCUCCGACUCGGGCGCCAAGCCCGACGAGGCGGUGCGGCCAGAGGCGACCCCUGUCAAGGUUUGCGCCGACGCGACUCUGCUGCUGCCGCUGCUCGUCGCGCAGACGUUUGCGCGCGAAAGAGGUGCUGAGGCGGCCGCCGCGGCCGCGCCGCCCUAG
This is a messenger RNA of Emiliania huxleyi CCMP1516, 1107 nucleotides long. RefSeq lists its product as hypothetical. Bases 1 to 1107 code for a protein of 368 amino acids. Gene Ontology annotation, molecular function: deoxyhypusine synthase activity. The record is from RefSeq and is a predicted model, not a curated record. Gene Ontology annotation, cellular component: cytoplasm. Gene Ontology annotation, biological process: peptidyl-hypusine biosynthetic process. The transcript is spliced from 6 exons. Lineage: Eukaryota; Haptophyta; Isochrysidales; Noelaerhabdaceae.